Molecule: messenger RNA, 270 nt
Organism: Phytophthora sojae
Lineage: Eukaryota; Oomycota; Peronosporomycetes; Peronosporales; Peronosporaceae
Exons: 3
Coding region: 1-270 (89 amino acids)
Source: RefSeq, a predicted model, not a curated record
AUGGCUGCCUUCGUCGUCAUGAACGCAGGCGCCAAUCUAGGCGGGAGCAGGUGCCAAUUUGGGCGAGACCGCAAGCCGUCACAGCAGACCCUCUGCCACGCACGGCACUUGCAGUCAGAUGACCAAGGUCGCGAGCGCGGAUACGAAGUCUUUGCUCGUGGUCCAGUCGCCGAGAAACGCGGACAGGAGCACGAGCUCGUCCGGAGUCCCAGAGCGGGGAGGCAAUGCGAGCAGCAGGAGAUGGACAAGGUGCUCAGCAGCGGCGUCUAA